AUGGCUUUGGGAUUUUCUGUAGAUUACAACGCACAUGUCGCUUUCCACUUUGUUUCCUCCCGGGCAACAACUCCCGAACUCCGUGUCAUCGAUGCUCUAAGCAAAGUAGGCGGAAGUGUUUUUUUAGGUGGGCUUAGCACAUUCCUUGGAAUGAUGCCAACGGGAUUUACCUCCUCCAUGGUAUUUCAGACAUUUUUCAAAAUGUUUGUUGGUAUCGUUUUUCUUGGUUUACUUCAUGGUUUGGUUAUACUACCUGUGUACCUGUCUCUACUCGGAAAGCUCUUUAAUCUUCGUGGAAGUAACCUUGACUUGUCAAUCAUAAAGUGGUUCAACAUUACAAAAAGAUACAAAUCUAGUAGAAAUACAAGCCGAGGUUUAUCUGGAUUACACGCAAAAACCAAGCAAUCCAAUCCGAUUGCCAUUGUGGGAAUGAGUUGUCGUUUUCCAGGUGGGGCAAACUCGAAAGAUGCAUUUUGGGAUAUGUUGGUGGAAGGUCGAUCUAGUAUUGGCUCGUAUCCAAUGAACAG
Molecule: messenger RNA, 527 nt
Organism: Dendronephthya gigantea
Lineage: Eukaryota; Metazoa; Cnidaria; Anthozoa; Malacalcyonacea; Nephtheidae
Product: patched domain-containing protein 3-like
Exons: 1
Cellular component (GO): membrane
Molecular function (GO): acyltransferase activity
Source: RefSeq, a predicted model, not a curated record